Messenger RNA from Auxenochlorella protothecoides, 2295 nucleotides. Its product is annotated as DEAD-box ATP-dependent RNA helicase 7. Bases 1 to 2295 code for a protein of 764 amino acids. The transcript is spliced from 7 exons. The record is from RefSeq and is a predicted model, not a curated record. NCBI's taxonomy places the organism in Eukaryota, Viridiplantae, Chlorophyta, Trebouxiophyceae, Chlorellales, Chlorellaceae. Gene Ontology annotation, molecular function: 4 iron, 4 sulfur cluster binding; ATP binding; quinone binding.
AUGGCUUCCACCCGGGACGCCAGUCCCGUCGUCGCAAAGGUGAAGAAGACGAAGAAGGCCGAGGCAUCCAAUGGGGUCGAGAAGAAGGAGAAGAGCUCGAAGAAGCGGAAGGUGGCCGACCCCGUGCUAGAUGCCCCGACCCCCGCCCCCCACCCCCACGCCCUGGACAACUUCGCGCUGUCCGCCCCCCUGAAGUCCAUGCUGCGCAGCAAGGGCAUCGAGUCCCUGUUCGACAUCCAGGCGGCCUGCCUGACCCCCCUGCUGGAGGGGCGGGACCUGGUGGGCCGCGCGCGCACCGGCUGCGGCAAGACCCUUGCCUUCGUGCUGCCCAUCGUGGAGCGGCUGAGCCAGCGCCCGCGCGGCGCGCACGGCCGCGCGCCCUCCGUCAUCGUGCUGGCCCCCACCCGCGAGCUGGCCAAGCAGGUGGGCGCGGACUUCGAGACCUACGGCCGCUCCGCCGGCCUGACCUGCGUCUGCCUGUACGGCGGCACGCCCAUGAGCCCGCAGGAGGGCGCGCUGCGCCGCGGCGUGGACGUGGUCAUCGGCACCCCCGGCCGCGUCAAGGACCACAUCGAGCGCGGCAGCCUGUCCUGCGCCAACCUCGCCUUCCGCGUGCUGGACGAGUGCGACGAGAUGCUCAACAUGGGCUUCGUGGACGACGUGGAGCGCAUCCUGAACACGGGCGUGGACACCACCGACAUCCAGACCCUGCUCUUCUCCGCCACGCUGCCGCCCUGGGUCAAGCAGAUCACCACCCGCUUCCUGAAGCCCAACCACGCCACCGUGGACCUGGUCGGCACCGAGAAGAUGAAGGCUAGCACCUCGGUGCGUCACCUGCUGCUGCCCUGCCACUGGAGCCAGCGCGCGGAGGUGACCCAGGACCUGGUCAAGUGCUACGGCGCGCUAGGGCGCACCAUCAUCUUCACCGAGACCAAGCGCGACGCGGACGAGCUGGCGGCGCAGCUGUCGGAGACGGUGGGCGCGCGCCCGCUGCAUGGCGACAUCGCGCAGAGCCAGCGCGAGGUGACGCUGGCCGGCUUCCGCUCCGGCAAGUUUGCGGUGCUGGUGGCCACCGACGUCGCAGCGCGCGGGCUGGACAUCAAGUGCGUGGAGCUGGUGGUCCAGUCAGAGCCGCCCAAGGAGCCGGAGACGUACAUCCACCGCAGCGGACGCACGGGGCGCGCCAACUCCACCGGCACCUGCAUCACGCUGGUGGACCGGCGCAAGGAGGGGCUCAUCCCCGUCAUCGAGCGCCGCGCGGGCAUGAAGUUUGAGCGCAUCGGCGCGCCCCAGCCCGCCGACAUGGCGCGCGUGGCGGGCGAGCGCGCCGUGGACGCGCUGGCCGAGGUGGACGCGGGCGUGGUGGACGCCUUCCGGCCCGCGGCGCGCACGCUGCUGGCGGCGUCGGAGAGCGCGGAGGCCGCGCUGGCCGCCGCGCUGGCGCGCAUCACGGGCUACACCGCGCUGCGCCCGCGCUCGCUCAUCACAGCGCACGAGGACUACACCACGCUGCGCCUGGCGGCCGCCUUCCCCGUGGACAAGCCGGGGCAGGUGUUUGGCGUGCUGCGCAAGGCCCUGCCCGAGGCCUCGGUGGAGGAGGUGAAGAGCAUGACCCUGACCAGCGACGGGAAGGGGGCGGUGUUUGACGUCCCCGCCGCCCUGGUCCAGGCCUUCAAGCAGGCGCUGCCUGAGCCGGAGGGCGGGGACGUGGGUGCCGCCAAGAACGGCGCCUUUGUCUCGCAGCCCUCCACCCUUCCCGAGGUGGUGGAGCGCGAGCGAGCGAGCAUGGCAGCUGCCAAGGCCACCACGGCUCUGGCCAAGCCCGCCACGGCCGAGUUUGUGGUCUCCAAGGUCGACCAGCUGGUGAACUGGGCCAGGAAGGGCUCCAUCUGGCCCAUGACCUUCGGCCUCGCCUGCUGUGCGGUGGAGAUGAUGCACACCGGCGCUGCCCGAUACGACCUGGACAGGUUCGGCAUCAUCUUCCGGCCCUCCCCCCGCCAGUCCGACUGCAUGAUCGUGGCGGGGACCCUGACGAACAAGAUGGCGCCUGCCCUGCGCAAGGUGUACGACCAGAUGCCGGAGCCGCGCUGGGUGCUGUCCAUGGGCAGCUGCGCCAAUGGCGGCGGCUACUACCACUACUCCUACGCCGUGGUGAGGGGCUGCGACCGCAUCGUCCCCGUGGACAUCUAUGUUCCCGGCUGCCCCCCCACCGCCGAGGCCCUCAUGUACGGCCUGCUCCAGCUGCAGAAGAAGAUCGGUCGGACCAAGAAGACGCAGGUCUGGUUCAACAAGUAG